AUGUCGGCAGAUGAAAGAAACAAAUUAGUAAAACGACUUUGUCUUGAUUUGUCACGUCUCAUGAGAUCAGAAAUAACCGAUGAUGUCAUUUACUAUUUAUUAUCUAUGGAGUCCUUGCAAGAUUUAAAAGAUUACAUCAAAGAAUUAAUAGAUUUUUCAUCUCCAAAAGCCAAUCCAUUUCUCGACGAUUUGGUUGAUUGCUGGCAAACUUUUAACAUCAAGAAACAAGAUGAUGAAAUAAAAAUUGUCACUAAAACCCAGUUCAUCUUAUCAAAAAUAUAUAUUCCUCAUUUCGUGAUUUCAAUUUCUCCAAAAAAAACCAGCAAAACAACGAAAGUAAAGCUAGCCCACAAAUUAUUAAAAAGACCUCUGCUGGCAAAAGUAAAAAAACUACAUUUCUGCCAUUGUUUGGGGCUGAUGGGAAGGAGAGGAUUGCCAGAAUUCCGGGCAUGCAGACACAGGUGUGAUUGCCAGGCUCAGAGGCAUGCAUUAGUGAACAACUGUUUGGAGUGUGGGAGGGUCGUCUGCGAACAGGAAGGAUCCGGCCCAUGUUUUUUCUGCGGCUCUCUGGUCUGCACUAAGGCGGAGCAAGAAAUCCUCUCGAGAAAUUCCAAUAAAAGUGAAAAGUUGAAAUCAUUCCUCAUGAAGCAAGAGAUAAAAGAAGAGGAUUAUGGCCAUGUUGACGACGAUGACGCUGGCAGUGACGUCAUUCAGAAACUGGCCGAUGUCGAUCUCAUGGAAGCCAUUCAAUUUAAAAAUAAAUUACUUGAAUUCGAUAAGACAAGCGUAAAAAGGACAAGAGUGAUCGACGACGACUGCGACUACUUCUCGACGGAUUCAAACAAGUGGCUGAGAAAGGAGGAGAGGGAGCUGCUGAGGAAAAAGGAGGCAGAACUGAGAGAGCAAAGAUUCGGAUCUCGUCUAGGUCCCCGAAAGUACAACAUUGAUUUUGCUGGCAGAGAGAUUAAGGAAAUCGACACGAGAAACGUAAAUAUGUACAGUCCGGAUGACGACGCCGAUAAUUUAGGCAGUGGGGGUGACCACCUAACUGGAGAUGUUGAUGGUUCUGCUGCUGAUGGUGGAGGAGAUUACAGCAUUCAUAAUAUGGAUCUCAUGAGACCGAUUUUCACUGCGGACGACCUAGAAACUUCUGACACAUCUUCAACAACAGCUUCGAAAAAUUUCCACCUCCACCAACAACCCCACCACAAUCGAAUGAGGGUGGUGCAAGAUUCUGGGGUACAGAUGAUGGUGGACGAGGGUAUGUGCCUCAGUAUGCAUCAACCAUGGGCCUCACUUCUGGUUGCUGGCAUCAAAAAGCACGAAGGCCGCACGUGGUACACAGCGCACAGAGGAGUUCUGUGGAUCGCUUCCACGUCCAAAAGACCAGAUGAAACUGAUAUCGAUGCCAUGGAGAACUUUUAUAAGAAAUUUUACAAUGGUUAUUUUAAAAACUUUUUUGAAUAUUUAAAGUAUGCUGAUGAAAAUAUCAAAUUUCCCAAAACAUAUCCGUCAAGCUGCUUAUUGGGCAGAGUGAUUGUUGAAGACUGCAUAUCAGAAGAUGACUACAAAGAUCAAUUCCCAUCCGGUGAGUCAGAGAGUCCUUUCGUGUUGAUAUGUGGAGAUCCAAUGGAAUUGAAGGUUAAAUUUCCUAUAAAAGGGAAACAUAAAAUAUAUAAGUUGGAGCCAUCUCUGCAUAAAGGCGCCAAAAAAGCCUUAUUCCACACGUUAUCAUGA
This is a messenger RNA of Helobdella robusta, 1737 nucleotides long. RefSeq lists its product as hypothetical. The transcript has 11 exons. The record is from RefSeq and is a predicted model, not a curated record. Gene Ontology annotation, biological process: positive regulation of DNA-templated transcription. The coding region runs from base 1 to 1737 and encodes 578 amino acids. Gene Ontology annotation, cellular component: nucleus. Gene Ontology annotation, molecular function: transcription coactivator activity; zinc ion binding. Lineage: Eukaryota; Metazoa; Annelida; Clitellata; Rhynchobdellida; Glossiphoniidae.